Lachancea lanzarotensis is the source of this 1413-nucleotide messenger RNA. RefSeq names its product LALA0S07e00628g1_1. The transcript has a single exon. Gene Ontology annotation, molecular function: protein serine/threonine phosphatase inhibitor activity. The record is from RefSeq and is a predicted model, not a curated record. Gene Ontology annotation, biological process: regulation of mitotic metaphase/anaphase transition; cellular response to glucose starvation. NCBI's taxonomy places the organism in Eukaryota, Fungi, Ascomycota, Saccharomycetes, Saccharomycetales, Saccharomycetaceae. Bases 1 to 1413 code for a protein of 470 amino acids.
AUGAAGGAUUCAAACAACCCAGGCCAGAACAGUAACAACACAUCCAGACACGCUUCCAUCGUGGAACUGCUGUCUACGCCGCCAGCUAUCGCGCAACAGCCUCAAUCAGCAACAGAACUAGAAGCGAUCUCCUUAUCGCGCAACGCUAGUGCAACAUCUCUAGACUCACAAAUGAGCUCAACCACUUCGUGUCUCACUAAAGUACAUGCUCAGAAAUGGCAACACAUCCAGCUUUCGCAGCUGAUAGAGGAAAACAAGCUCGUUACAGUGGAAGAGUCCGUGUCCGUGGAAGAGGCAUUCAACACACUGGUGCGCCAUAAUCUUACGUCGUUGCCUGUGGAACACGCUUCAAAUGACAUGAACUGCUUCACGUUCGACUACAACGAUCUCAACUCAUACCUGUUGCUGGUGCUGAAUAAAAUCCAAGUGAACGAUCCAAAAGUUGCCCGCGACUGUCAAAUGGGAAAACCGGUUCCAGUGGGCGAAAUCGUCAAGUUGACGCCAAAAAAUCAAUUCCACAAGCUACGCGAAACCGAUAACCUCAGUAUGGCCAUGGGUAUACUUGGGUCUGGUGUCCACAGAUUGGCCAUCACCGACCUUGAAGGCACUCAAAUCAAAGGUAUAUUGUCACAGAGACGUUUGAUCAAAUAUCUAUGGGACAAUGCCCGCCAAUUCAGCAGCUUGCAACCUCUGCUGAAUUCUAGUUUGAGAGAUCUCGGGAUCGGCGUACUGGACUCGCAAACGGCGCCAACGAGCCGUCAGUCUCGAGUCAUAUCCAUACAGGGUGAAGAACAGCUGAUAAUGGCGCUUUACAAGAUGCAUAAUGAGCGUAUUUCGUCCAUCGCUGUGGUAGACAACCACGGAAACUUACUAGGCAACAUUAGCGUCACAGACGUGAAACACGUUACUCGUACUUCCCAGUAUCCACUCCUGCAUAACACAUGUCGCCAUUUCAUUUCGGUCAUUCUCAAUAGUCGAGGAUUGGAAAUGGGUAAAGACUCCUUCCCUAUUUUCCACGUGUAUCCUUCGAGUUCCUUGGCAAGAACGCUCGCUAAACUCGUCGCCACCAAGGCCCAUAGACUCUGGAUCGUGCAGCCUGAAAACUCUGCGGCUUCGACACCAUCCUCCGCCAUAUCAAGCUCACCACAGUCCACAACUUUGAAUGCUCACGCGGGUGCGAACGACCAUGAAGUGCCCAACAGAAGCGGCUCCCCAAUAAGCGUGAAAAGCUUUGAUGAAAACACGGCACAAACCGCUAGCACUCCGUUGUUUGAAAAAGAGUAUCGUACUGGGAAACUCAUUGGAGUUGUCUCGCUCACGGACAUCUUAGGACUUCUGGCAAGGCGGCAAACUGAACACAAGCAGGUUGACCCUCAAGCUGCAAGAAGACAAAGAGGCAGUGUUGCUGUGUAG